UGUUUAGUACGCUGCUGCCUGCUGGCCUCCGUCCUCGGUGUCAGGCGGGUUUGUAACGUUAAUUUAAUCUUCUACUGCGACAACAAACGCUUUUGACGAGGUCUCUGUGUUUCCUGUGAUAUUACGAUGGACGUUGCUGAACACCGAGUUUCCUGUUGAUGUGUUGUUGGUUUUUUUUUUUGUGGACUCAACACGGCGGUGAUGUUGCCUCCCUCACAGAAACUGGUUCAGGCUGAGUUUGCGGUAUGACAGGAAUGAAGAGAGAUGUGCAACAAGUGUUGAUAGCUAUUUUCAAAGUCAGCAUCUUGUUACCUUACUAUCAAGAUUUCCCAUACAGAUUUGCAAAUGAAAAUGGAGGAUAUGCCCCUGUCAGGCCCAGACAACACCAGGCUGGAGGCCUUGGUCCAUGACAUCUACUCGGAGCUGGUGGAAGAUGCCUGUUUGGGCCUGUGUUUUGAGGUACACCGUGCUGUGAAACAGGGCUAUUUCUUCUUGGAUGAAACAGACCAAGAGAGCAUGAAGGAGUUCGAAAUUGUGGACCAACCAGGAGUUGACAUAUUCGGGCAGGUGUACAAUCAGUGGAAGAACAAAGAGUGUGAAUGCCCCAACUGCAAAAGACUGAUAGCGGCUUCUCGCUUCGCCCCACACUUGGAGAAAUGUCUCGGCAUGGGACGCAACAGCAGUCGCAUCGCCAACCGCAGGCUAGCCAGCAAUAAUAACAUGAGCAAAUCAGAGAGCGAUCAGGAGGACAACGAUGACCUCAAUGAUAAUGACUGGUCGUAUGGAGCUGAGAAAAAAUCCAAGAAGAGAAAGUCAGAUAAGAAUCAAAAUUCACCAAGAAGAUCUAAAUCUCUAAAACAUAAAAAUGGUGAGCUCGGGAGCAGCGUCGGUUCGGAGCCCUACAAGUACAACUACAACACUGGCAUCAGCUACGAAACAUUAGGCCCCGAUGAAGUCAGGUCCCUUUUGACAACGCAAUGCGGGGUGAUCUCAGAGCACACCAAGAAGAUGUGUACCAGGUCUCAACGAUGUCCCCAGCACACGGACGAACAGAGGAGGGCCGUCAGGGUGUUCCUCCUGGGGCCGUCCGCGCCGUCGCUGCCUGACGCAGACGCUGUGGUGGAGAACGACAGCUUCGACAUUCCAGAUGGGCAGACCCUGAUGAGUCGCCUGCAGUGGGAAGACUCCCCAGAUAUUUCCCCCACUGACUCUGCCUCAUCUAAAGCCAGCACCAACCAUUCAGAUUCUAGGAGGCCUAAGAAAAAGAAGAGGACCUCUCUUGGUUUGAACAGCGGAGGAGGAGGCGUAGGAGGAAGUGGAUGUCUGACUGGAGGCGGCAGCAGCAGCUCUCAGAGUAAUAUCAGCUUAUCGACCAAAAAAAAGAGGCCUAAACUCUCAGCACCUUCUAUUUCGAGUAUCUAUGAUGAUUUAAACUAGCGUAAUCCCUCUUAUCUGUCUGACCAGCUCUUGCCUCUUCUUCAUCCAGUCCCUCCUUUCAUACCUAUAUUUGCAGGUCUGAACAGGUUUGGGAUUAAACUUGAUUUAGUCGUUCUUUCAGCCUUUAAAAGUAAGGCGUCUCCAUUUUAAUGAUUCACAGUGUUGUAAAAAUUGUGGCCAGUCACAGAGUCCAAUCAGUAUCUGCAGACAUAUUCGAGAAAUUCGACCCUAAACAAGAAUUUAUAACCUGCAAUUCUAGUAAUUUUGGACUUUUAGGUCAACUCAGACGGUCUCAUUAAGAUGGAUUUAGGUGUUUUUUGUAGUCUAUUGCGUUAGUGACUGACAGUGGGCUCCAACUGUAAAUCAGAAAGUGUGUCCUCCUCCUAAUUAAGUCAUUAUGGCCAAAAAUAUGUGGAUACCACAAAACUAUACCCAUAUGUGACUGUUGUCAUUCCAAAACCAUGUGUAUUAAUAUUCAUUUUGCAACCAUUCAGCCCCAAGAGUAUCAGUGAGGUCGGCCGCUGAUGUUGGACAAUAAAGGUCUUGAAUGGGGUUGAGGCCGGACUAGUUCUUCCACAUCAAACCGGGGAAACCAUUUCUUGAUAGAUCUGGCUUUGUGAAUGGGGCGUUGACAUGUUGAAACAGGAAAGAGUCUUCUACAAAUGGUUGUCACAGAGUUUUAAGCACACUAGUGUCUGAAUUAUCAUUUUAUGCUGCAGCAUUAAGAUUUACAUGAAUUGAAAGCAAGGGGCCUUGACCAAACUGUAAAAAAAUAAUCUGCCACAUGUGGUGUCCACAUAGUUUUGGCCAUAAAGUGUAAGCAGCUCCAAAAUUAUCUCCCUGAUGUUAAACUAAUGUAGAUACUUUUUUUCAAAAUCCCCAUUUAAAACUAAUCUUUACUGUGUUUUUGGUGCGAAAAAAACAACUUUAUCACCUUUAAAGCCUUAAAACGACAACAAAGUUGUUCGACAUAAUUAGACGUCUUAAUUUGUCCACUCUUAUCCAAAAGUUAAAUGCAUGUAGAACUGGGGUUUGUACAAAAUCAGCUCUAAGUAUUUGAAUUCUUGAUUAGUUUAUUUCAAUUUUAAGACCUUUCAUUAGUGACUCACAAUAGGCUUUCCUUUUUUUUUGCUCGCUAACUUGAAUCUAUUUUCAAACAGCGUAAAAAAAAAAAAGGUCUUAAACUCUCAAAUGUGACUUUCUGAAACCUUCAGGUACCGCGCUGGUGUUUGCGACCUCGUGACCUGUCUCCUCUUUUUAGACUCAGCGUUCAGUUCACUCUUCAACUCGGUGUGAGGAGACGACUGCUUUCAAAUUUAACACUUGACACACGUAUACUGGAGUACUUAUCGGUGGCUCUUUAAUUCUAGCAUUGUAUUGCACUCUGUGUGUGUGUGUGUGUGUGUGUGUGCGUGUGUGUGUACAUAAGUAUGCUGACUUGCGUUGAGUGUCAGUUUUUCGUGUUGUGUGUGUGUGUGGUUAGAGGGCGUGUGUGUGUAAUCAUUUAUAUUUUCACAAAUCUAUGCAUCCU
Molecule: messenger RNA, 2968 nt
Organism: Thunnus maccoyii (southern bluefin tuna)
Lineage: Eukaryota; Metazoa; Chordata; Actinopteri; Scombriformes; Scombridae
Gene: atxn7l3a
Product: ataxin 7 like 3a
Exons: 14
Coding region: 346-1437 (363 amino acids)
Biological process (GO): positive regulation of DNA-templated transcription; regulation of transcription by RNA polymerase II
Cellular component (GO): SAGA complex; DUBm complex
Molecular function (GO): transcription coactivator activity
Source: RefSeq, a predicted model, not a curated record